UAUUGGCUGUCUCGUUAUCUCCUUAAUAUCUUGAACUAGUGUAUUUCCUUUCCGAAUUCUCAAACACAACACAAAUAAUAGCAAUAGCACCAUGGUUUCACUCACAAACCUCAAAGAUUGGUACAAAGGUGACACAACAACACUCCUCAUAGCACUCUUAACAAUUUCCAUAAUCACUUGGUACUUAUAUCUCUACUUCUUCAAAUCUAAAACCCAAAACCUACCACCAGGCCCACCGGGCUUUCCCAUCUUCGGAAACCUUCUAUCACUCGACCCAGAACUUCACACUUACUUCGCCGGACUAGCCCAAGCCCACGGCCCAAUUUACAAGCUCUGGCUCGGAAGCAAACUCGGUAUUGUUUUGACUUCACCUUCCACAGCACGCCAAGUUCUAAAAGACCACGACACAGUUUUCGCCAACCGUGACGUCCCUGCCGCCGGUAGAGCCGCCACUUACGGCGGCAACGAUAUAGUAUGGACCCCCUACGGUCCACAGUGGCGUAUGCUGAGAAAAAUCUGUGUCGUGAAGAUGCUUAGUAACACAACUCUUGACUCCGUUUACGAGCUCCGACGAGGUGAGGUUCGGAAAACGGUCGGGUAUAUUCAUGAUCGGGUAGGGUCAACGGUGAAUGUUGGUGAGCAGGUUUUUUUAACGGUGUUGAAUGUGAUUACGAAUAUGAUGUGGGGUGCGGGGGUGGAAGGAGAAGAGAGGGAGAGUUUAGGGGCGGAGUUUAGGGAGGCGGUGGCGGAGAUGGUGCAGCUAUUGGGGAAGCCGAAUUUGUCGGAUUUUUUUCCUGGGUUGGCCCGGUUUGAUUUGCAGGGUGUUGUGAAAGAUAUGAAUGCUUUGGUGCCUCGCUUUGAUGGGAUAUUUGAGAAGAUGAUUGGUGAACGAUUGAAGAAGGAAGAGGAUGGGAAGGAGAAUAAUGGGAGUAGGGACUUUCUGCAGUUUUUGUUGAAUUUGAAGGAGGAGGGUGAUUCUAAGACACCGUUUACAAAUACUCAUGUUAAGGCUCUACUCAUGGACAUGGUAGUGGGUGGAUCAGACACAUCCUCCAACACAAUUGAGUUUGUAAUGGCAGAAAUGAUGAACAAACCAGAAGUGAUGAGGAAGGUUCAAGAGGAGUUAGAAACUGUGGUUGGAAAAGAUAACUUAGUAGAAGAGUCUCAUAUUCACAAGCUAACCUACUUACAUGCAGUGAUGAAAGAAACUCUUCGUUUACACCCUGCACUUCCACUUUUAGUCCCUCACUGCCCAAGUGAAACCACCAACAUUGGAGGCUACACAAUUCCAGAGGGAUCUCGUGUCUUUAUCAACGUUUGGGCUAUUCAUAGAGACCCUUAUGUUUGGGAGAACCCACUAGAAUUUGAUCCUACAAGGUUCUUGGAUGGUAAAUGGGAUUAUAGUGGGAAUGACUUCAACUAUUUCCCUUUUGGCUCUGGAAGAAGGAUUUGUGCCGGAAUAGCAAUGGCUGAGAGGACGGUUUUGUACUUUGUAGCCACCCUUGUGCACUUGUUUGAUUGGACAGUUCCUCAAGGAGAAAAUCUGGAGGUGUCGGAGAAAUUUGGUAUUGUUCUAAAAAAGAAGACACCUCUGCUUGCCAUACCCACACCACGACUGUCAAAUCCAGAUCUUUAUAAAUAGAAUCGAAUAUUAUAUUCACUAUUCAUAUUAUCAUAUAAGCAAUUGGUAGGUUGGGAAAGUGUGUGUAUUCUACGAUUGUUGAUGCUUGUAAAAUUGUUCAAAACUUCAAUGAUGUUCGGCGUCACAGCUUUUAAGUAGAAGUUGUGGUUCUCCAUGUCAGUAUGGUUGAGAUAGUACCAUGAUCGGUGUUGAUUGCGAACAAAAAUAAAUUGGGUUUUGAGAAACUAAUAUUUGGUUGGUUUCCUGGUUUUUUUAUUGAACAAACAUUGAUUGUGUCACUUUCUCAAUUGUGAGGACCAUAAAUACAUUGAGCUUAUAACUACGGAGAGCUUCAUCGAUCAUUGUUAGAGUUUUGAGCGAUUUUCAGGAAUCAAUCCACCAUAGACCAUCUGAGGUAUUUCACCACCCUAAUCACCGCCUAUAAUAUACUCUAUAUUGAUCAAGGGAAUACGAAAUCACUGCUCAAUGCUGAUAUAAUCA
Medicago truncatula (barrel medic) is the source of this 2122-nucleotide messenger RNA. RefSeq names its product flavonoid 3'-monooxygenase CYP75B137. The transcript has 2 exons. The coding region runs from base 92 to 1642 and encodes 516 amino acids. Lineage: Eukaryota; Viridiplantae; Streptophyta; Magnoliopsida; Fabales; Fabaceae. The record is from RefSeq and is a predicted model, not a curated record. Gene Ontology annotation, molecular function: iron ion binding; heme binding; monooxygenase activity.